GUUGUUCGCGCAUGCGCACUGAACUCGGUGCUUUGUUAAAUCGCUGCACUAUGGCGCUGAGCAAAACGUUUGGCCAGAAGCCGGUCAAAUUUCAGCUCGAGGAGGAUGGAGACUUUUAUAUGAUCGGUUCGGAGGUGGGAAACUACCUUCGUAUGUUUAGAGGCUCCUUGUAUAAACGGUAUCCGUCAUUAUGGAGAAAACUAGCAACGGUGGAAGAAAGGAAGAAAAUAGUGGAGUCGUCACACGAUCACGGUUACACUCAGCUCGCCACCAGUGUGACGCUGCUGAAAGCCUCGGAGGUCGAGGAGAUCCUCGAUGGAAACGAUGAGAAGUACAAAGCUGUGUCCAUCAGCACCGAGCCCCCCGCCUACCUCAGGGAACAGAAGGCAAAGAGGAACAGUCAGUGGGUUCCCACGCUGCCCAACAGUUCCCACCACCUGGACGCCGUGCCCUGCUCCACCACCAUCAACCGCAGCCGACUGGGCCGGGACAAGAAGAGGACCUUCCCUCUGUGCUUUGACGAUCACGAUCCUGCAGUAAUCCACGAAAACGCCACUCAGCCUGAAGUUCUCGUCCCGAUCCGUCUGGACAUGGAGAUCGAGGGUCAGAAACUCCGAGAUGCUUUCACCUGGAACAUGAACGAGAAGCUGAUGACGCCCGAGAUGUUCGCUGAGAUUCUGUGCGACGACCUGGACCUGAACCCGCUGGCCUUCGUUCCCGCCAUCGCCUCGGCCAUCCGGCAGCAGAUCGAGUCGUACCCGACAGACAGCAUCCUGGAGGACCAGGCGGACCAGAGGGUCAUCAUCAAGCUCAACAUCCACGUGGGGAACAUCUCACUGGUGGACCAGUUCGAGUGGGACAUGUCAGAGAGGGAGAACUCGCCUGAGAAGUUCGCCCUGAAGCUCUGCUCUGAGCUGGGCCUGGGCGGAGAGUUCGUCACCACCAUCGCCUACAGCAUCCGAGGUCAGCUGAGCUGGCACCAGAGGACGUACGCCUUCAGCGAGAACCCUCUGCCCACGGUGGAGAUCGCCAUCAGAAACACGGGCGAUGCCGACCAGUGGUGCCCCCUGCUGGAGACCCUGACAGACGCAGAGAUGGAGAAGAAGAUCAGAGACCAGGACAGAAACACGAGGCGGAUGAGGCGUCUGGCCAACACGGCACCAGCGUGGUAAAACCAGCGCCCCCUGCAGGACGGACGGCUCAGAACAGCAGCACAGACUUUUUUUCCCUCCGCUGUGCGCCGGACGUCUCUUCUGGUCCGUUUUUAUUUUUGUUACGUUUUGUUUGUUAGCUCCGCCUCCAUAAAACCCUCUGAGAAGCUGCUCUCUUUGACCACUGACUCUUUACCCGACCAGAGGUGGGAAAAAAACACACCAAUCUCAGAUAAUAUAUUGAUUUGUUGUAUUUGAUGUCCUUUUUGUACAUUUUAAUAAUUCUUACAAAAUAAAAAUAUGAAAGAACUUGA
This is a messenger RNA of Austrofundulus limnaeus, 1465 nucleotides long. RefSeq names its product SWI/SNF related BAF chromatin remodeling complex subunit B1a (gene smarcb1a). NCBI's taxonomy places the organism in Eukaryota, Metazoa, Chordata, Actinopteri, Cyprinodontiformes, Rivulidae. The transcript is spliced from 9 exons. Gene Ontology annotation, biological process: chromatin remodeling. Bases 12 to 1172 code for a protein of 386 amino acids. Gene Ontology annotation, cellular component: nuclear chromosome. The record is from RefSeq and is a predicted model, not a curated record.